AUGGUUCGUAAAAAAAUAGACAAUAGGAUCAGAACACUGAUUGAAAAUGGUGUAAUUGUUGGUCAUCGUACUAUGUUUGUAAUCGUUGGCGACAAGGGUCGAGAUCAGGUAAAGUAUUAUAGUAUCUGUAUUGCCAUACUAACUGUAUAACACUACAAUAUUAUAAAAUAAACACUAAAAAUACAUUUUUAUUUAUACAUAAAAGUCUAACCUAAUUUAUGUUAAUUAAAAAUAAAAAAUAAUUUUGAAUGUAUAUUUUAGGUUGUUAUAUUGCAUCACAUGCUAUCUAAAGCAGCUGUCAAAGCUAGACCUAAUGUAUUAUGGUGCUAUAAAAAAGAACUGGGGUUCAGUAGGUAAUUAUUUGUUUAAAUGAAGUCAUUAAAAUUUAAAAUUGAGUAUUUUAAUUUGUUAUUUUGUAUUUAGUCACCGUAAGAAACGCAUGAAGAGUAUACAGCAUAAAGUUAAAGCAGGGAAACUCAAUGUAAAUGAAGAUGAUCCAUUUGAAUUAUUUGUCGCAUCAACAAAUAUACGAUAUUGCUAUUAUUCAGAAACUCAAAAAAUUCUUGGUAACACAUAUGGAAUGUGUGUAUUGCAAGUAAACAACACAAAAUUAUUUUAUUUUAUUGUUCUAUUUGUGUAACAUAUAUUCAAUGUUUGAAGGAUUUUGAAGCUUUCACUCCUAACUUAUUAGCACGUACUAUAGAAACUGUAGAAGGUGGUGGUUUGGUAGUAUUUUUACUACAAUCUUUAAAGUCUUUAAAACAAUUGUACACCCUAACUAUGGAUGUUCAUGAACGUUUCCGAACUGAAGCUCAUCAAGAUGUUGUUGCCAGGUUUAAUGAAAGGUGGAAAAUAUUUUUCUUAUACUUUAAAUAUUAGAACUGUUACUAUAUAUGGUUUUAUUAAUUAGGUUUAUGCUGUCUUUAGUGUCAUGUGAUCGAUGUUUGGUGGUUGACGACCAAUUAACUGUAUUGCCUAUUUCAUCUAAAGUACUUGAAUUAAUUCCCGAGAAAAAUACAAAUAUUAAUUCAGUAAAUGAUCAAGAAUUAGCAGUCUUAAAAGAAAAUAUGAAAGAUACUCAACCAGUAGGAUGUUUAGUUAGCUGUUGUAAAACUGUUGAUCAAGUAAUUUGGUUUUCUCUGUUAUAGUAUUAAUAUUUUCAGAAAACAUGAUGAAAUGAUAUUAAUUUUUUAGGCUAAGUCAUUGCUGACAUUUAUUGAAGCAAUUUCUGAAAAAACUCUUAGGUCUACAGUAUCAUUAACAGCUUCUAGAGGUAGAGGAAAAUCUGCUGCCCUUGGAAUAGCAGUUGCAGCUGCUGUUGCAUUUGGUUAUUCAAAUAUUUUUGUUACAUCACCUUCACCUGAAAAUUUAAAAACUUUUUUUGAAUUUAUUUUUAAAGGUAAUGAAAAUUGUUUAUUUUUAUUAAUACAUAUGCUAGAGUGGCCCUUAUUUUUAAUAUAGAAAUUUUUUGGUCUAUCCCUCUAAAUUAGUUCCAAUAUACAUAAAAAUAACUUAGAAUUUAUAUUUUUAUAUAUUAAAACUUAAUAUUUUAUUAGGUAUAUAAGGCAUAUUUAUUGAAUCAAUUUUUCAAUAAUUAUAUUAGUUGUAAUAGUUUUAUUAAAAUGUAUUGCUAUUCAAAUAUAGUUUCCGGUACUGUGUACGGUAGUUUAUACUGAUUUUGAUCUUCAUUUUUUGAGCCUGUUCGAUUAAAAUCUUCCAAUAAUUUGAUCUCUCGUUCCACAUUGACAUUUACAAAUUUAAAUUAAAAUAUAUUUCAUACUCUAUAAUGUUUUGCCAGGAAGUAGAUGGUGAGUCUAUUAAACAUGAAUACAUAUUAAAUAAUUUAAAAAAAAUUCUAGAUCAUUAACAAAAUAAAUUCUUCUAUAUUUUUACCUUAAAUAUGUAGUAUUUCACAGAAUUUUAAGUUGAAACAUUUUUCUAAAGUGCCAUAAUUUUUAUUUUCAAUACUUCUUACUACUUGAGUCGUUUUAUUUUUUGUCUGAUUAUGUAUACCGUUGUCAUAGAAUGUUAAUAUAAUUGUUUCAGUUGUUAAAUACCAUUGAUAAUUGACAAUUUUUUAUAAUAUUCUAAUAAUUUGUCUGUAUUAAUAAAUAUUACAUACAAAGUCAAAUCUUGAUUGGAAGCAAAAUUAGCUUUUAAGAGGAUUGAACCACACUUUAUGUAACAUUAUGAAAACAAUAAAAAUACAAACAUCAAUUAUUCUAUUUUGUUUAAAUUGAACUCUUCAAGAAAAAUUAAUAUUUUUAAGCAAUAAAUUGCUCUAAUAUGAAAAAUGUGGUUUUAAACUUUUGAGUGCUUUGAGACACUGGUUAAACUUAACCAAUCAAUAUAAAAUUGUCUAUAUAACUAUGUAUAUAUUUGAAUCCAAGGCAGAAAGACUUCAACCAAUAUCAUAAAUAUACAAAUUUAAAAAUUACGUAAGAAAAUUAUUUUUAAAAACAUUAACAUAAGCACUUUUUUGAUUUAAUGUGUAUAAGAGAUCUCGAUUUAAAACUUGAACACAAUGUUUGUACACACAUAAAUGAAAAAUGUGUAGUCGCAUAUUCACAGAUAUUUAACAAUCAUUAUAUAGUACCUUGUUACUACAGUACAAAUAUAAAUAAGAGCUAACGGCUUUUACAUACUGCUAAUGUUAAGUCGAUAAGCUAAUUAUUUUGUCGGUAUACUUUUUUAUACUAAUAUACAUGAUUACUUAUGUACAUGGAUUUAUCAAAUUUCAUGUGGAAUAGUGAACUCUUAUACAUAUACAAUUUUUUAUAUUCAUAUAUAUCUAAUUAAUUAGUUUUUUUUUUUUGUCAUAGGUUUUGAUGCUCUUGGAUACCAAGAACAUUUGGACUAUGGAUUAGUUAGAUCUACAAAUCCUGAUGAUAAUAAAGCUUUGGUUCGGGUGAAUAUUUUUAGAGAUCAUCGACAAACCAUUCAGGUAUAAAAAAUACAAUUUAUUUAGUAUUUAUCAUUUUUAAUUUGACCUAUAUUAAUUUGUAUUUAUUAAAUACCUAUUUAGUAUAUAGUUCCGACCGAUUCAAAUAAAUUAAGUCAAGCAGAGUUGGUUGUAAUUGAUGAAGCUGCUGCUAUACCUCUUCCACUUGUAAAAGCUAUGCUUGGUCCAUAUUUAGUAUUUUUAGCAUCUACAAUUAAUGGGUAAAUUAAAUACUAUUAAUAUGAACACAUAUGGAUAUAUUUUUAAAUAUGCAGAAUGGCACGAAGAAUCAAAUGUUUUAUCAUAUUGUGUGUUUUAGAUUUGGGCCGUAAUUAGGUAUCUAUCAAGGUUUUAUCAAGUGGUGUAUUUUAUUUUUAUUUUUUUGUAUCUGAGCAACUUUUCAACCAGAAAAUUGCUAUUAUGUAUUAAGUGUAGUACCUUUUCUGAGGGAAAUUUUAUCUAGUGGAGACAUUAGGGAGGUCGUUUUUUGAUUUUCCAAGUAGUUUAUAUAUUAAUUGAGAAAAACUGGAAAAAAAGAAAACUGAUAAAUUUAAAAAGUUAUUAUUCUUUUAUUUCAAUAAAAAAAUUGUACAUUAAAUAUAUUACUACAUUAAAAAACGUGAUAUUUUUUGUUCCUUUUUUUUAUUUUGUUGGCAACUAAAGAAGUUAUUAUGUGAUUUUCUGUUUAGUUUUUUUAAUAAUUGAGCAAAAUGGAAAUAGAACAAGAAAAUUUACAAAAAUAAUGCUCUUUAUUUUCAAUAUUGUUUUAUAUUUUAUUUUGUUGUAAUUUAAUUUAGAAUAUUUUUAGAGACUUAAAAUUUUGACAGAAAACAUAUUUCCCGUUUCUAGUCUUGGUAAAAUUUUAAAAACCUUUGACCUAGGCACCUGAUUAUAAACAUUUUAAUUUUGAAAGUUUUUUUUUUUUUACAUAAUUUUUAUUUGAUAGGUAGGUACUCUGUGCAUAAAAUUGUUCAAUGUUUUUACAUUUAAUAGAGAGUUUCAUUAUAAGUUGUACUUAGUGGUAAAAAAAAAAAAGAUUAUGUAAUAUAGUUUAGUUUUUUUUAAAAAAUUUUAAAAGUAAUCAUAAAUAUUAUGGCCUUUUAAAACAUAAUUUAAAUAACUGUGUAUCCUAUCUUUCCAACUUCACACCUACAACAGUGGCAAACUUGUUCUCAGUAUCGGUUUUUUUUUUUUUUUUUUGCGUGUAUUAGUUUCUUAGUAAUUAAAGUGAAUAACCCCCAAUACUUAUAUUAUCUUCUACAUUAUACCUAGUUUUCAGAGAAUCAAUCAAAAUCCCAACAUUAUGUACCUUUCAAGUAAUCAUUAACAUUAUAUGGGUCUGAUUACUUACUCUGGUCUUCAGACAUUGCUGUGUCAGUUGUAGUUAAUGUAUUUCUGCCUUUAUUUGUGUCAUAUUUAAUUAUUUGCACUAUAUCUCUAUAUAAAGUGUUCUAUAUUUAAUUGAAAAAUAUAGAUUUAUGCCUAUAUUCUUGUUUGUUUUUUAUCUCUAAUAUUUGACUUAUUAUUGUCAGUAUUUUUUAAUUUUCAUUGCUGAUUUAAAAAAACCAAUCUCAGUCAAAUAUUCUUAAUGUUAUUAAGUUUUAUUAUUAAUCAAUUUUGAUAUUUUUUUAGUUAUGAAGGAACUGGUCGAUCAUUAUCAUUAAAGCUAUUGCAACAACUGCGAUCUCAGUCAACACCUAUUGGAACCAAUGCUAAUCUUAAAACUGAUCAAAAUUCUGUUACUGGACGAAAUUUAAAAGAAGUUUGUUGUUAUAUACUAUGCUGUAUAUUUAAUCUAGUUAUAUACCGUUUGAUAGGUUUUUCUGUCUUUGUUGCAAUUAUUAUUAAAUUUUUAUAAUUAUUGUUUUUUAGUAAAUAACUAAAAAAGGUUACAGAGUUAAAAGUAACAAAUUUAUGAGAUAAAAUAUUUAAAUUUAAUACUUACAUUUAGUAUUAUUAUGCUUUGUCACUAUUCUAAUUGUUUUAUUUUUGACUAUGGGGUCACACUAUUUAGUAUUUACAUACAAUGUAUAGAAGAUAUAUAAGAUAUCAUAAUUCAAAAAAAAAAGCCAACUUAAUUUAAAUAAACAACUAUAUAAUUAUAAUAUUUGUUUUUAAUUUUAAAAAAAAUUAGUUACAUAUUUUUUUUAAUAGUUUGAAUUUUGUUAUUAAUUAAAAAAUAGAAUUCAAAACAACUAUUUUAUUUACUAAUUACAUAAAUGUCUUAAAUUAAUUAAAUAUUAAAUUUGAUUUUAGGUUACUUUAGAUGAGUCUAUACGUUAUAAACCUGGUGAUGAUGUGGAAAAAUGGUUGACUAAUCUUUUGUGUCUUGAUUCAACGAAUAUUGCUCCGUUACUUUCUGGUUGUCCUCCUCCUGAUAGCUGUGAAUUAUAUUAUAUCAAUAGAGAUACUUUAUUUUGUUAUCACAAAGCUUCAGAAGCUUUCCUACAGCGAAUUGUUUCAUUAUAUGUAGCUUCACAUUAUAAAGUAAAUAUUUUAAUAUUAUAUGAUUAGUAUAAACCCUUCAUUAAACUUGUAUGAUAUCUAAUAUUUAUUUAAUAUUAUUAUUAAAUUAUUAGAAUAGUCCAAAUGACCUUCAAAUGAUGUCUGAUGCUCCAGCACAUCAUUUAUUUUGUCUUCUGGGUCCUGUUGACGUAAACAUGAACAGUUUACCUGAAGUAUUAUGUGUAAUACAGGUAUUGGUUGUUAUUUAUUUUAUAUGGUUAAUAUAAAACUGAAUAAUUUUAACAUUAUAUUAUAUUUUAGAACUAUUUACUUGCUACCAAUUAUUUUUAGUUUAAUUUCUUAUUACAAUAUGUUAUCUAGAUAUGUCUAGAAGGAGAAGUAUCUCAAAUAUCAGCAGCAGAUGGUUUAAAACGUGGUAAAAGAGCUGCUGGUGAUCUUAUACCAUGGACAAUAUCUGGAUGUUUUCAAGAUGAUCAAUUUCCAUCUUUAUCUGGUGCUCGUAUUGUUCGUAUUGCUACACAUCCAGAUUACCAAAGUGUAAGUAAAAACUUUUAAAUAAUAAUAUUAUUUUUGUUAUAAUAAUCAUCAAAAAUAAUAUAAUAGAUGGGGUAUGGUUCAAGAGCGCUGUCAUUAUUAAAAAUGUAUUAUGAAUUUUUGAUUCCGAGUCUUGAAGAAGGUCAACUUCCUAAAGAAAAUAUUGAUUCUAUUCAAGAAGAAGAUGUAGAUUUACUUGAAGAAAGAAUUGGUAAACAUAAAUUUACUUUUACUCAUUUAUUUAUAUUAUAUUGUAUUAAUAAUACUUGUAUUAUAUUGUAUUUUAGAACCACGCAAUAAUUUACCUCCGUUAUUAUUGAAACUAAGUGAACGUCCACCAGAACGUUUAGAUUAUAUUGGUACCUCUUUUGGUCUAACUGGUCCACUUUUAAAAUUCUGGAAGAAAGCUGGAUUCAUUCCGUUAUAUAUUAGGUAUUAAUCUUUUUUUCUUAAAUUAUCAAUUUUAAUUAAUCUUAUUAAAAUUAUGAUUUAUAUGUUUAUUUCAGACAAACCAAUAAUGAAUUAACGGGAGAACAUUCUUGUAUAAUGAUUUCAACAUUAAAUACAUCAGACUCAAAAAAUCAAAAUUGGUUAUCCCAAUUUUGGAUUGAUUUCCGUAGACGUUUUAUAUCACUUCUUGGUUACCAAUUUCGUAAAUUUUCACCUCAAUUGGCUCUUGGUGUUUUACAUAAUACUAAUAUAACCAUUCAAAUAGACAAAAGUAAAUUUAUUUUUGUCAAGACUAAAAUUAUUAAUUUAAUAACUGUCUAUUUAUUUUAUUAGAUAUUUUAGGUCAAACAGAGUUGGAUGUUCAUUUAAGUGCUUAUGAUAUACUUCGAUUAGAGAAAUACUGUAAUAAUAUGGCCGAUUAUCAUCUAAUAAUGGAUCUUUUACCCACUCUAUCGAAGCUUUACUUUCAAAAUAAAUUUGGAGAUACACAUUUUUCAGCUGUUCAAAAAGUAAUGAAUUAUUUAAAUGUUUGUAGUUUUAUAAAAACAUGAGUUACGGCAAUUCCUUUAGGCAUUGUUGUUAGGUUUGGGUCUACAAUACAAAACUGUUGAAGAGCUUGCUGAACAAUUUGACUUGUUACCUCCACAAUUACUUGGUCUAUAUAAUAGGAUGAUGCGUCGUAUACUGCAAGUAAUUAAUGGAGUUAUGGAAAAAAAUGUUAGCAAUGAAAUGCCCGUUUUGCAACAAACAGAUAGUAAUGAAUUAAGGCCAUUGGCUAAACCAUUGGAUGAAGAAUUAGAGCAAGCAGCUAAAGUAUAAAUUAAUAAUUUUUUUUAUAGAUACAUAGUGUAACCAAAUACUAAUUAUUUAAUAUAGGUGUUGAGAAAGAAACAACGAGCUGAAUUAGAAAAAUUGAAACAAGAAAAUCUUAAUAGAUAUGCAAUUAAAGGAACCGAAGAUGAAUGGGGAAAAGCUCUAGGAAAUUCUGGUAAAACUAAAAGUGUCAUUAGUGUAAAAAGGUAAAAGACAUUUGCAUUAUAUUUAAUAACUUUUUUUUUUUUUUAUUACUGAAUAUUAUUUUUAGUGGAGAAAAAAGAUUAGCAGACCCAGCUUCAUAUGAACCAGAAGAAGAAAAUGAACCAAAAAAAAAAAAAAAAAAAUAA
Cinara cedri is the source of this 7554-nucleotide messenger RNA. Lineage: Eukaryota; Metazoa; Arthropoda; Insecta; Hemiptera; Aphididae. The record is from the annotation of a GenBank genome assembly.